CGUCAAGGUUAUUCUUCCGAAGCAUAACCCGGUAGACGAUUCCGACUCCGACCUGGAGAUUAUGAAUCCUGAGGACGAGGCGAAACAGCUGCUUUCGGAGAAACAGAAACUCAUUGCAUCAAUGCGUCGUCCCCGACCACUGCCCAAGCAACAAGCUAAAUCGCCAAACGGAAAAGUACAGGUCUCUGCGAAACUGCUCCAUCAGCAGCUGCUCCAGAAAAGCCGUCUCCAAGCGAUCAAGGAGCGGGAGGACAAAAUUGAAGAGCUGAGAGCAAAGGGUGUCAUAAUCCAGACGCCCGAAGAGAGGGAAAAGGCGAUGCGUGAAGUCGAGUCUCUGGUCGAAAAGGCGCGGAAGGAGGCGCUGGGAAUCAAGAGGCGCGAGCAAAGAGCAGAAAAGCUAGCGAGGGGUGAGAAUGUGAGUGACCAUGAAGACGCUGAGUACGAAGAGUUGUUGGAGAGCGAGGUGGAAGAUAGUGAAUCUCCGGAGAAAGACGAAAUGGAGACCGACGAAGAAGAGGAAGAAGAAGAAGAAGAAGAAGAAGAAGAAGAAGAAAAGAGGGGUAAUGAAAUGAUUGAUGGUGAGGCCGACGAAUCAGGACCGGAGAAAGAGGAUGUCGAGAUGGACGCCCCGGAGGCGACGGCGAAGGACGUUGCACCAUCAGCGGCGUUUGGUCUGUCGUCAAUGAAUCAGGGAGACCGAGACUCUGUUUCUCUGACACCUCGUCUUUCGGCUAUGCCGGCUGUCGACGAUGACUUUGACGAUGACGAUGAUGGUGGAUUCGCUCCUUUCCAGCGCAAGCUGCCCCACAAGAAGCUACGGGUCACGGAUGACGACGACGGAGAUGAGAACGCUAUGGACACCGACACGGUUAUCUCGUCGACCCCGCAGGGACCUAAAAUUCCAGACAUGUUCAAGAACAUGGCCCAACCUUCACCUAUAGGGAUGACCCAGCUGUUUGCUGGGUCUAUGGCCAGCAAUGCUCCGUUCGGUACGCCUAGUGAAGAUAUCGGAAAGAAGGUUGAUGGGAUGAGACAACUUCCUGACGAUAUCCUACCAAACUCGCAAGCGCCUGUAUUGGAAGAUUCGGUACCGGACAGACAAGCGGGAGCAGGUUUAGAACUUCACUAUUCGCAGACCCAGGUCGACAACGCGGAUUCACUGCCGGUCUUAACUCUAGAGUACUGUCAGUCUCAAGUCAGCGUCGACUCGCAACAGAUGCUAGAUCCUACGCAAGAUAACGGAUUCGAGAGAGUGUCUCCUGGACCAGCUAGGUUCGAGACCUCUCCUGAGCCUGAGGCCCGUGAGGCAAGCGUAUCGGCCCAGCCCGUGGACGAAGAGUUCACCGAACCUAAAAAGCGAGGUCGCUUGACUAGGAAAGUUGCGGACUUUUCGGAUGAAGAAAAGGACUCCAACGCCAAUGAUUCUGCGGACGAUUCUGUGGAUUUUGCGGAUGAUGAGGACAUGCAGGAUGCUUUUGCUGUCAUGAAGAAAGCCGCUAAAAAACCUAAGGCUCCCGAAAAGCCUUACGACAAGAAGAACUCCGAAGCUAAGGGGAUGGUGCACGAACAAGCUGAAGAGUCCGAGGAUGAGUAUGGCGGGAUCGGUGGCCGCUCGGACGAUGAUGAGGGUGAUGGUGAUGUGGCGGACGAUGAAGAAAUGAAGGACUUGCUCGACGACGAGCACCAGGACAUCGACGAGAACGCCAUGGCCGCCUUCUACGCUGAGCGUGAGAAAACACGAGAUGAGAAGGAAGUCAACCGUCUUUUCCGCGAUCUCCAGAACGGCUUGUUGCGGAAGAAGCGGGGCGCCGAUUUCGACCUGGAUGACGAUAGCGACGACGAGUAUAUGGCGCAGGAGCGCAGAAGGCGGCAGAAGAGGCGACAGAUGGCGCAAAUCCGCAAGGCAUUGCUGCAAGACGAAAAAUUGGGCAAGAUUGCGGCUGAUCCCAAGAAGGCCGCUUUCUUCAAGGUGCUUGAGGAUAAUGGCAGCGACGAUGAAGGUGACUUCUUAGACCAGACCGAGGACGACUUUUUGGCGAACCUCGAUGCCUCGCAAUCGCAAGAUGUACAGGUACAGGCUCCUGAAGAGAACGCCGAGGAAGAGCCGUUCGGUAGUCAGGCCAGUGAUGCGGAAAGUACACCCUGGCCCCAGCCGCAACAGCUGGCUCAAGAACGACGGCCUGUACGCACCAAGAAGAGUAAGAAACAAGGUCUUAUUGAGAUCAGAGAGACGCUCUGCGCGAUGGGCGUGGAAGAGCCUUCCCUCCUGGACGCCAGUGAGAGUGAAUCCGAGGACGAAUUCGACGAGGAUUCGCAACGCCGCCGAGCCAGCGCUACCUCUGUUAUCGAUCGUACUCUCUCACGCUCCUCAUCUUCAUCGCUCUCCACCUCCUCUAAACUCGCGUUCCAAUCACGCGAUAAUAGCGCGCCGUCUGGAUUCAAGGUACCUGCACUACUGCGCCGAGCAACUAGUAACCUCUCGGUCGAAAGUCAAGGCCAGGUCACCACCGAGCGAAGCUUGGGCGCCGAUAGCCAGGGCCUCAAGAAGGGCGGCGGAAAGGGCUCCAGUAUCAACUUCCAUUCGAAGGCCAAGGUCAACCUGGUGGAGAAGAGCGAAGAGAAGAGAAAGGCCGACAGAGCCAAGGAGGGACGGCAAAGAGUCAAGAAAGGCCUGGGUGCGCUCGGUAAGGGGUCCUUUUCAUAAAGUGGAAUUGCACGUUUUUGGAAAGCAUCGGCUUGGGUUACGAAAGGAUGGAGUUUGCGGUGUCAUUUUGGUUGGUUGGGAAACGCCUAUAUGUUUGUAAUCUAGAUACCUAUUCCCGAUCGUGAAUGUAUGUGCAUCGUGCUGUCUUUCGACCGGG
Messenger RNA from Tricharina praecox, 2861 nucleotides. RefSeq names its product MRC1-like domain-containing protein. The record is from RefSeq and is a predicted model, not a curated record. Gene Ontology annotation, molecular function: anaphase-promoting complex binding. Lineage: Eukaryota; Fungi; Ascomycota; Pezizomycetes; Pezizales; Pyronemataceae. The transcript has 3 exons. Gene Ontology annotation, biological process: activation of protein kinase activity; mitotic DNA replication checkpoint signaling; mitotic G2 DNA damage checkpoint signaling. Bases 62 to 2704 code for a protein of 880 amino acids.